Zophobas morio is the source of this 1268-nucleotide messenger RNA. RefSeq lists its product as uncharacterized. The record is from RefSeq and is a predicted model, not a curated record. Gene Ontology annotation, cellular component: membrane. The coding region runs from base 275 to 1120 and encodes 281 amino acids. The transcript is spliced from 5 exons. NCBI's taxonomy places the organism in Eukaryota, Metazoa, Arthropoda, Insecta, Coleoptera, Tenebrionidae. Gene Ontology annotation, molecular function: phosphatidylinositol bisphosphate binding.
AGUUAGUCAUAACGUGAAGUACCUUACAAUUGUUGUGAUUUUUUUAUCAGUUUUAUAAAUUCGUGAUCCUUCCAGAACAAACUUAUUGAAGUUAUUUAUAUUAUAAAUCACUUAUUACGGAAAUAGUGUCAAUAUUAUUUGUGUCUUUUUAAGAACUAACUGUAAAUGAAAAUACGAAAUUUGUAUUUGAAGCAAAAUAUGAAACAGUGGUAAAUUUGUUAAAUGACUGUGUUUUGCGUGCGUGAAAAGUCUCUACCGAAGAAAUACAUACAACAUGGCGCUCCCAUUUCAGUUCAAAGCUGAAACUGUAAUUUCUGAAAAACGAACAACUCAAGAGGCACUCGACACCAUCAAGAACUGGCUGAAAGAAACCACGCUACCAAAGAUACAAGACGAAUUUAUCAUCCUGUUCCUCAUAUCGUGUGAAAACGAUAUCGAUGUAACAAAAAAAGCAAUUGAAGCCUAUUUCCGAAUCAAAAAUGAAGUUCCACAGAUUUUUGAUAACUAUGACGUGAGUGGCGAAGAAUUAAAAAGUAUUAUGGACGUCAUAGGUCUGUGUGUUAUUCCUAAAAGAAUGAAAGACAAUAGAGUAGUAGUUUGUGCUAGGUUACUGGACACAAACUACAGGCGUUGUAACAUAAUAGCCGGAAUAAAAUUAAGUCUUAUACCAUCACUGAUGAUUCAGAUAAAAAACCCAGUGAAGGAAAUAGUCGUAAUUAUUGAUUUAAAAGGGGUUGGUUUCAUGCACCUCACGUGCCUCAAAAUGGGUGCUAUCAUUUCAUAUUUGCGCUACAUACAAGAGGCACUGCCAAUCAAACUCCACACAAUCCACAUCCUCAACAGCAACUACGUCUUCGACAAGACUCUUAAUCUUUUCAAGAUUUUUAUCAAAAGCGAAUUACUUGAUCUUCUCCAUACACACCCCCCUGGGACAAAUAUGGAAAAUUUCCAUAAAAACUUCGUCCCAGCGUCAUAUCUUCCUGAAGAAUAUGGUGGAGACUUAGCUUCCUUCGACGAAAUUAUGAAAGAAACGCAGAAGGAAAUUUCACAGAUGCAGCCAUUUUUUGAUGCGGAAGAGCAACUCAGGAAAACGUAUAAAGGCCAAAAGAGAAAAAUUUAAGAUGUAAUGGAGGAAAGAUAGUGAUCCAAGUUUGCAUGUGUAUCAAAUAGUUGUUAGUUAGAUCAUGAACUGAGCGGAAAUCCUAAACUGGUUACUUAUAUGAUUUACAUAUAUAUUCUUAUGAUGAUUAGACAUUACUUUUGAUAAA